AUGAAGGCCUCCCCCCUCCGCCUCCCGGCCCUUAUUGUCGGUCUCGCUUACAUCCAACUGCUCGGCCUGUCCGCCUUGGUGCCGCCAGCAGCCGCCAAGGGUCAGUGCAAGCCGUACGAGUGGGUCCGUCCGGGCAGCGGCUCGACGCUCGACAUGGUCGACGAAGCAUCAGCAGCAGCAGAUGACGAUGGCGAUGACUCCCCACCCAAGGCCGGCGAGGUCAACUGUCGACAAAACGCCACCUCACCUGCCGACGUCAACUACUACACGUGCAAGCAGAUGGCGGACGACCACGACAUUGACGUCGAGACAUUUUUUCUCAUUAACCCGGCGCUCAAGAGGGACUGCAGUGACAUUCAGCCCAAGACAAAGUACUGCGUGAGCGGCUUUAUCGAGCCCUUGAGAGCCUACGACGGCAAAUGCGGUCCCCCCAACCGCAACGCGACCUGUCUCGGCACGCCGAAGCAGUGCUGCAACUCGGAGACGUUUACCUGCGGCGACGACUACGACGUCGACUGCGCCCCGGGCAUCUGCUGGGAGGGCGCCUGCCCCGGCGACAAGACCUGGAGCACCGACGGCACCUGCGGCGAGGAGCACGGCUACUGGCUGUGCGCCGGGAAAUGGGGCGACUGCUGCAACCUCGACGGCAAGUGCGGCACGGGCGCCGCGUUCUGCGGCGCGGACGUCUGCCAGUUCGGCAACUGCACCAACAAGCCGGACGACACUCCCGGCACGGGCGGCGGCGGAGGAAGCCUCCCGUGGCAGAUGGGCAACACGACGGACGGGAGCUGCGGCGGGCCCAAGGCCUACACGUGCGACGUUACCUAUGGGAACUGUUGCAACAGGGACGGGCGCUGCGGAUCGCUGCCCCAGGACUGCGGCGAUGGGUGCCAGCCUCUGUUUGGCAAGUGUGACACGCAGGCCAAGUGA
Messenger RNA from Purpureocillium takamizusanense, 930 nucleotides. RefSeq lists its product as uncharacterized. Gene Ontology annotation, molecular function: chitin binding. The transcript has 3 exons. NCBI's taxonomy places the organism in Eukaryota, Fungi, Ascomycota, Sordariomycetes, Hypocreales, Ophiocordycipitaceae. Bases 1 to 930 code for a protein of 309 amino acids. The record is from RefSeq and is a predicted model, not a curated record.